Messenger RNA from Colletotrichum destructivum, 1485 nucleotides. Its product is annotated as Putative pectin lyase/virulence factor, right handed beta helix domain, PL-6 family. NCBI's taxonomy places the organism in Eukaryota, Fungi, Ascomycota, Sordariomycetes, Glomerellales, Glomerellaceae. The record is from RefSeq and is a predicted model, not a curated record. Gene Ontology annotation, molecular function: carbon-oxygen lyase activity, acting on polysaccharides. Gene Ontology annotation, cellular component: extracellular region. The transcript is spliced from 2 exons. The coding region runs from base 70 to 1242 and encodes 390 amino acids.
CCCGCACCGAUUGGCGUCGUUGCUGAUGCUCAGACUCGCACCAUACCGGCAUCGAUCAGAUCCCGCACCAUGGCCCCAUUCAUCCUUGUUCCUGUCGCGGUACUCGCUGCCCUGAGCGGCGCGGCCGCCCGUGACAUCUUUGUGUCCCCCACUGGCACCGGCACGGGGACCCUGGACGCCCCGCUCGGCUCCGUGCAGUCUGCUGUCGCCGCCGCCGUCGCCGGCGAUACCAUCUUCCUCCGGAAAGGCACAUACGCGCCGUCGGCCAACAUUCAGAUUGCGAAAUCUGGCACCAGGACGUCGCCCAUCACCAUCCGGCCUUACCAGGGCGAAAAGGUGAUUAUCGACGGCGGGAACAUGCCCGGCACCCCCAAGGCCCUGGGCGAAGCACUGCCCAACCCCGAGAGAGGCGUCUUCCACAUCCAGAACGCCAACUACUGGGCGCUGUACGACCUGGAAAUCAUCAACGGCCCCUACGGCAUCUACGCCCGCGACGCCUCGCACAACUACUACGACGGCCUGUCGACGCAUGACAACUACGAGACGGGCUUCCAGCUCGAGGGCGCCUCGGCCAACAACACCGUCGUCAACCUCGACUCGUACCGCAACCGCGACCCCCGCAAGAACGGCGAGAGCGCCGACGGCUUCGCCUGCAAGUCGGGUUCCGGCGAGGGCAACGUCCUGCGCAACGCCCGCCUCUGGGACAACGUCGACGACGGCCUCGACCUCUUCAUGUUCGCCAGCCCCGUCACCAUCGACCGCGUCUACGCCUGGGGCAACGGCUACAACCGGCCCGAGUGGGCCUUUUCCCCCUUCGAGGGCGACGGCAACGGGUUCAAGCUCGGCAUCACGGACAACCCGCCCGCCAACCACAUCGUCAGCAACUCCAUCGCCUUCGGCAACUUCAAAAAGGGCUUCAUCGACAACGGCAACCCGGGGGCGCUGACGUUCGACCGCAACACGGCGUGGAACAACGGCGACACGGGCUUCCACAUGCGCAGCUCGUCCUCCCGCAUGACGGGCAACGUCGCCGCCGCCAACGCCGGCGCCGCCCAGGUCAGCCUCGUCGCCACCGUGACGGCCUCGGGUAACUCGUGGAACUCGGGCUCCUGGUCCAACAGCUCCUUCGUCAGCCUCGACGCCUCCAUCCUCAAGGGUCCUAGGGGCCCCGACAAGAAGGUCCAGGGCAGCGACUUUCUGAUCCCCAAGUCAGGCCAGGCCAUCGGCGCGACCACGCGCUAAGGGGGCUCCAGUGCCACCUCAGCUUCAAUGUAUUUAUUCUACACUUUUUCUCUAUAGUACAUACACAUCACCUUAAGACUUGGGUUCACCCUUAGAAUAGUGACCAUGACAAAAGCCGUGUAUGGAAAGUCAUGUUCCUCUCAUCAAGCCGAGCAGCUGAUUUUGGCACGUGAAAAUUGGAAACCUGCGAGACACCUUUCCCUUGCAACCAACUUCUCUGCCCUCCAACCUGGAUAACGCCUA